Chondrus crispus (carragheen) is the source of this 1188-nucleotide messenger RNA. RefSeq lists its product as hypothetical. The record is from RefSeq and is a predicted model, not a curated record. The transcript has a single exon. The coding region runs from base 1 to 1188 and encodes 395 amino acids. Lineage: Eukaryota; Rhodophyta; Florideophyceae; Gigartinales; Gigartinaceae.
AUGAGAGAAAUAAAGAUCGAGCAGCGACGAACCACAGUAGUCUUUGCGCUCCCCGGAGUUUUCGACGACGCUCGCCUGUCCCUACGACCUGUCAUCACGCUCGACGCAGUCUCGAAAGACGUCGAGGUAAGCCUGUACGGGAAAAUUGUUUCGCCUGAGCGUCUUCUCCAGUACCCAGGUAGGCACGAGCCGCAGCAAGGCCUCUCUCAAAAAUACAGCCGGUCUGCUCUGCAGCUGCCCCAAGAAGAGCUGCUUCCUCGCUUCCGCCGCGACGGCCUCUGCGUACGGCCUGCGCUUUCGCUCGUACUCUGCAAACGCCUCGAGGUGCCCAUCGGGCCAGUGCCAGUACGUGGCGAGCUCCGCCGCGAGGACAAAGGCGUCUUCGGCAGCCAGGCAUGCGCCCUGCGCCAUGUUAGGCGUGACAACGUGCGCGGCGUCGCCGACGAGUGCGACGCGCGGCGAGCUCCAGCCGGGGAGCGCGCGCCCGUCUUCGAUGGCGUGCAUGUAGAAGGCGUGGUCGGGCGUCGCGUCGUGCAGCGACUUGAGCGGCUCGGGCCAUGGGCAGGGGUCGAGCUUUGUGCGCGUGCGCGGCAUCUCCGCGGCAGGCAUCUUCACCCACCAGUAGGCCUGCGAACCGUCCGCGCUCAUGUGGCCGAACGAGGAGCGCAGGCCGGCGCCGUAGUUGAUGCGCAUGGUGCGGUCGGCGGGGGGGUCCGGGAGGAGCGCGGCGACGCGGGGAUGAACGCCCCCGGCGGAGAGGUCCAGCACGCCGCGGUAGCACACCUCGCCGCAGAAGGUGACGGCGUCGGGUGCGGCGUCGGGGGCUGGCACGUGCCUGCGGAGGCGCGAGCGCGCGCCGUCGGCGGCGAUGACGAUGCGCGACUUAAGCGUGGUCUUGCGCGGGAUGGCGGCGGGGUCGUCGUCGUCGGACACGCGGAAGGUGGUAGUGGCAGAGUCGUCGUCCUCGUGCUCGGUGACGCCGAUGACGUCCGCGCCGUACACGAUGACGCCCAGCGGGACCAGGCGGUGCAGCUCGCGCAUGAGCCGCUCGCGCGACACGAGGACGAAGCUCUCGCCGGUUCCGUGCGUGACGGCGUCCAUGUUGAGGGUCUUGAGCACGGUGGCGACGGGCGCGGCGGCGUCGGGGGAUUCAACGCCCCCCGGGGCGGAGAACUGCAUGUUACAUAG